CGCAAAAGCGCGACAAGGGCAAAGGGAAGGCGAAGUCCCGCGGCGAGAUGAAUGCCGGCGAAAAGGAGCGCCUCCGCAUGGCAUACAAGAAGAAGAAGGAAGCUAAGCCGGUCAUCAAACCGUCUCAAGUCCAGUGGUCCUUCGUCUACGUCGGCAACUUGUCUUCGUCGGUCACGGACGCGCAACUUGCUGCGCUGUUUGGGCCAUGCGGGCCUAUCCGCCGCAUUCAGAUCCGCGCUAGCGGUGGGAUUUGCGUUCCUACGGCUAACCUACCCAGGCCAUACUUCGGUUUCGGCAAAGUCGAUACAGCUGUUCACUACGCGACGGUUGAGUUCGAGAGUUCCGACGGGUCUCGAAAGGCCAUGGAACUCGAUAGACGGGUGCUCGAGGGCAGGCAGAUUAUCGUGACGUUCAAUAUCGCUGACCUCCCCGAGACGUGCGACAUCCUGAAGACGUUUGUCGCGACGAAGGACGCUCACCAGGAGAAGCGUGCGGCAUGGAAGGCCAAGUUCGGGCAGCUGAAACGGCUGACGAUCCAGCGCACCGAGCGCAUCCCUGACCCGAAUUCGGGCGUUGUCGCGACGCUGGCGAACGUCGCUGAGCGACUCGGGUUUGUGGAACCGGCGGGGAACACCGCCGCAGCGGGGGCGCAUCAGAAGGCGGCCAGGCACCCGCUGAAGCGCGCCAAGCCAGGCCUGCACCUCCCGGGGGGCCUGCUCAGCCUGUAGACGCCCGUGGCUGCUGUUCCUGUAUAUCUGCUGUAGCAUGUUCUGACUCCUCCCGCUCUCUCGCCCGUCCGUGCAGCAGGCUGCACACGCGCCCCGCACGCUCCUUUGAUGUAUUAGAUUUUGCGCUCGUUUGUGUAUUAC
This is a messenger RNA of Trametes versicolor FP-101664 SS1, 869 nucleotides long. RefSeq lists its product as uncharacterized. The transcript has 4 exons. Gene Ontology annotation, molecular function: RNA binding. Lineage: Eukaryota; Fungi; Basidiomycota; Agaricomycetes; Polyporales; Polyporaceae. The record is from RefSeq and is a predicted model, not a curated record. Bases 48 to 728 code for a protein of 226 amino acids.